AUGGCGUCGACCGGCCAAGCAAACGACUUCCAAGCCUUUAUCCACAAUGCACGCGAGCGCAAGAAGAAUGAAGAUCUAGCAAGCAAGCUCCUCUCAUCCAAAUCUCGUCGUCAGAGCGCACCCAACCUCAAGGCCCAAGCUGGCGGGUCCCUAGCCAGCCGGCAACGCUCCUCCCUAGCCGGUGGAAACCCCUCCGCCCCCGGCAAUGUCAACGGCGAAUGGACACACGACCUUCACAGCUCGGUAAGCGGCGGCGGCGGCGGUGGCAAGCGAACCACGUCUCUGGGCGCACGCAUAACGACACCCGGAUCGGCGGCAGCACCCAAGAAUGCCUACGGAAACAACAUCAAACAUAACAGCAGAGGAAACAGCAGGAGCAACAAUCGCGCCGCUGCUGCCUUCGAUCGCAUGGCUGUCGACCAGCUCAACAUCCGCCCAUCUGCAUCGGGUGCCGCCGCGCCGUCGUCAUCGUCAUCUGCAUCUGGGAGGGGGAUAUCCAUCCGCGGACUGGCCGGACCGUUCGUCGUCAUGGCGCAGAACUUUGCACCGGGAACCACAGCUGCAGAUGUGGAGAGUGCGAUGACGCCCGUGGGCGGGGAGAUGGAGAGCUGCCGCAUCACCAAGACCUCGCCGUUUAUGGUGGUCGAGAUGGUGUUUCACUCCAGGGAGGGUGGUGAGCGUGUCAUCCAGACGUUCAACGACAAGAUGGCCGACGGUCGUCUCAUCAAGGUCUACCCCAAGAUUGGCAACCAGCGCUCAGCACCGACCGCACCAGCAGCACACAUUACAGGCAACAUUAUCGACGGCGUCAGGGGGUAG
Molecule: messenger RNA, 819 nt
Organism: Geosmithia morbida
Lineage: Eukaryota; Fungi; Ascomycota; Sordariomycetes; Hypocreales; Bionectriaceae
Exons: 5
Coding region: 1-819 (272 amino acids)
Molecular function (GO): nucleic acid binding
Source: RefSeq, a predicted model, not a curated record